Molecule: messenger RNA, 2508 nt
Organism: Fusarium fujikuroi IMI 58289
Lineage: Eukaryota; Fungi; Ascomycota; Sordariomycetes; Hypocreales; Nectriaceae
Product: related to condensin complex component cnd2
Exons: 4
Coding region: 1-2508 (835 amino acids)
Biological process (GO): mitotic chromosome condensation
Cellular component (GO): condensin complex
Molecular function (GO): chromatin binding
Source: RefSeq, a predicted model, not a curated record
AUGCCUCGAGUUGCUCAAGUCCCCCGGACGGGGAGUUCCAGGAAUAACGCAGGCUCUAGUACGGCCUCACCAUUCAUAACGCAGUCACCUGUCAAAAUCCCCCUCAACGAUGAUGUGUCAGAAAAGGGGCAGCGCAUGAGCUCCAGGAGAGCUCUCCACGAAAGACAAUUUAACGAGAUUAAGAAAGCCGCAACUCCUCGCAAGGUUGGUCUUCGCCUUGACGACAUGGAGAACGGUGAUCCCCAAACUCCCCGCGGCGGCCGCGCCAGCAAUAUCGAAGAUGACGAGGGCUUCGUGGUCGGAGGCUCCGCGGUCACGCCUAUGAAGCGUGUACCGCUUCUCGCCAAUUUCGAAGAAUGGAUGAAGAUGGCCACCGACAACAAAAUCAAUGCGACAAAUUCAUGGAACUUCGCUCUCAUAGACUACUUUCACGAUAUGUCACUCCUCAAGGAAGGCGACGGUGUGAACUUCCAAAAGGCUAGCUGUACCUUGGACGGAUGUGUCAAGAUCUACACCAACCGUGUGGACAGCGUCGCAACGGAAACAGGGAAGCUAUUGAGUGGCCUUGCUGAUAGCAACAACGCCAAGAAGAAAGACAAAGAUGGCGAGGAUGCCGACGAAAGCGACGAAGAAGAACUCGACGAGGAUGGCAACGUAAAAAAGAAACCCAAGAAGAAGACACAACGAUCAUCUGAAGCAACACUUGCCCCCUCCUUCAAUUCACUGCAGCUCAAAAAAUUUGAGCUGGAAUUCGCAGUCGAUCCCUUGUUCAAAAAAGCAUCUGCCGAUUUUGAUGAGGGUGGCGCCAAGGGCCUUCUUCUAAACCAUCUUAUGAUCGAUUCACAAGGACGCAUCGUCUUUGACAGUAGCGACGAUACUGGUGAUGCCACCACCCUCGGGAAGACGAAGUCCGACGAUGAAGAGGGUGACGGAGAAGACGAGGCCGAGAACGACCCGGAGGAAGAGGAGCUGGAAGAUGAGGAAGAGGCCGAUGACGUCGAAAUUGAUGUUGGAGUCCUUGGUGCCAAGUUCAUCCCCGACUUGCACCGGCUCGAUGAGCUUGAUGUUUGUCCUUCUCUAAAGACGUUUGAUCUUGGCGAUCCUUCGGGAUCCAUGGAUAUUCCAUUCCUGAAGGCACCCGAAGAUUGGAGACAGGACCAGGACAAGGAUAAGACCCCAGGAGCGCUUGGCGACUUUUCCGGUCUCGUAAUCGAUGGUGACGAAGCAGCAGGCUUCGACGAUGACGACCUCGCCCUGGGAGCCUUCGAUGCUGCCGAUAAUGUCGCUUUCGGCGAGGGCGGCGAGGCUUGGGCUAGAGAAGCCGCCCUGGAGCCACAGAUGCGAGUGUACGACGCUGGCCUCGGUGAAGAGGGUGGUGACGGGGAUGAGAUCGACGGCAACGGUGAAUACGUUGUUUCGAUGACGAGCGCGCAGAAGGCGGACAAGAUGCACGAGGACAUCCUCGGAUUUUUCGACCAGGCAUUGCAGAAGAAUUGGGCGAGCGCGGAGCACUGGAGGAUCAGGAAAAUCAAGGAUGUGAAUAAGCCAGCAACGGAGACAAAGAAACGCAAAGAGAAAGAGCCCUUUGAGAUCGAUUUUGCCGCACCGCUAGAUUCACACACUUCGGAUAUUAUUCAUACACAAGCCACCAACAAUUCGGCCAUCAGCAUGCUCAAGAAGGAUUGGAAGUCCAAGUCACGCAAUCUUCUCCCCGACGACAAGCACUUUAACUCCAAGUCUCUGCUGAGCCUAUUCCUCAAGCCAAAGGCACGGAUGAGCAAACGGCGCACCGGCUUCAGCUCUCGCGGUGGGGGCGGCUUUGGUAAUAUUGGUGCAGAUAAUCAACCUGAUGGUGAAAUGGACGAAGCAUUCUGGGCCAACCAAAAGGCCCCGCAACAUACAGACGAGACAGUGUUGCCUGAAGGCGACUAUGAUGCCAACUUCUUCCAGGACGAUGUUAUGCCAUUCCCCGGCGGCGGUGACUUGGACGACGAUGAUGAUCUAGAAUUUGCGGACGCAAGAGAGCACUUCUCCCCAGGGCUUGACGGGCAGGCUGGACUCACUGAUGGCGGAGGGCUCACGGCUCUACUUAAUGGGGAGACAGUAACCAAUACUGGAGCAUUCGGAACAACACUGGUUACUCAAACGAGGCGUGUACGUCCCGAGUAUGUGCAAUAUGCUAGGGUAGCCAAGAAGGUGGAUGUGCGAAGGUUGAAGGAAGAGUUGUGGAAGGGUAUGGAUGUUGACAUUCUUCAAAACCAACCUAAGCCCCAAGCAGUGGAUGUCAGCGAACCUAAGCAAGAAGAGACGCUCAAGUUCACAGAGAUCAUGAACAAUCUGCAGACCGUAUAUCCCAAGCCGGUGAUGGAUGAUAUUUCAACCUCAUUCUGCUUUAUCUGUCUCUUGCACUUGGCCAAUGAGAAGGGUCUUGUGAUUGAAAACACACCUGGUCUGUCGGAACUUGAGAUCCGCAGGGAUUGGUCAGCGGAGAUUGUCGAGGGUGAAUAG